Mucor velutinosus is the source of this 669-nucleotide messenger RNA. It is a transcript of the gene TFB3, whose product is annotated as TFIIH/NER complex subunit. Gene Ontology annotation, molecular function: DNA binding; zinc ion binding. The coding region runs from base 1 to 669 and encodes 222 amino acids. NCBI's taxonomy places the organism in Eukaryota, Fungi, Mucoromycota, Mucoromycetes, Mucorales, Mucoraceae. The record is from RefSeq and is a predicted model, not a curated record. The transcript has 3 exons.
AUGGAAAAUACAAACAGCAGCAGUACUACUAAAGCACCCACACUCUGUACGGCAGGAUGUGGGUUCUACGGCAGUGAAGCUUUUAACAACAUGUGCUCUCAGUGUUUCAAAGCACAAAACAAGAACGACAACAAUUCUACAACCACUGCUAUUGCUACUGCCGCUACGACUGCUGAUAAAAGCAAGACUUUACCUCAAAUUGCCAGAACAAAGACUUCUUCACCACCCAAAACAACACCAUCUACUCCUACUUUUAACGACAACAGCAUUCCUAUUGCUGCUGGAAAAUCGAGAAAGCAUCUUCGAAGCCCUUCACCAAAUGGGCCGAGAAUGCGUAGUGCACCUGCGUCCUCCAUCGCUUCACCAGUGCCAUCAACUACCAGCUCAUCAACAACAGAUACGAAUGCCACAACAAACGCUGAGACAUCGACAACAAAUCCAUCGGAUAAACCAGUUCAAUUAAAUAAGGGAAGGUGCUUUAAAUGUAGAUCAAAGGUUCCUCUCGCCAAACAAGCUGCAAAUAAGUGUAGAUGCAGCUAUGUGUUUUGUGAUAGUCAUCGUUACCCAGAUAGACAUGAUUGUGAUAUCGAUUAUGCAAAGAUGGAUAGAGAAAUCCUAGCAAAGAAUAACCCCAAACUGCUCACACGACGCCGCUAUCAAGAGAUUUGA